AUGGGUGUGGUCAAGAUACACCAAGCCAUAAAAGCUGACAAGCGACACUUCGGACACCUUUAUGUUAGGAUGCUACUGUGUGGUGUUUUUUCUCUAAUCCUCCUCCUUCGUGUCACGCUAGCCGAAGAAUGCGGAUAUGAUCUCUGUCCUCCGACUAAGGAAGAUCACAUCAACGUCCACAUCAUACCGCACACCCAUGAUGAUGUUGGAUGGUUGAAAAAUAUCGACCAGUACUACUUCGGUGAUGUUAAAUGGUACCAAACGGCCGCAGUGCAAUAUAUUCUCGACUCGGUGAUGCAUGCGCUUUCGUUGAAUCCGUCUCGCAAGUUUACCUACGUGGAGAUGGCAUUCUUCGAACGCUGGUGGCGUCUGCAGAACGCGGCAAUGCAAGAACUCGUCCAUCGCCUUGUUCGAAACGGGCAGCUGGAAUUCGCUUUGGGUGGUUGGUCUAUGAACGACGAAGCGGUGGUCCACUACAGUGAUUCCGUGGACCAGUUAACUCGAGGUUUGGCAUUCCUUAAUGCCACCUUCGGUGAUUGCGGAAGGCCUAGGGUGGCAUGGCAGAUUGAUCCCUUCGGUCAUGCCAGGCAACAGGCACGCAUUUUCAUGGAUGCCGGUUUCGAUGGAGUCUUCUUCCAACGCAUGGAUUAUCGCGAAAAACGCCGACGACUCAAGGAUAGGGAGAUGGAGGUUUUGUGGAAAGCUGAUCCCACAGAUAACACAACCGGUCUCUUCACACAUAUGCUUUAUCAAAGCUACUGCUCACCACCCGGUUUCUGUUUCGACUCCAAAUGCGACGACCCCCCAAUGAUUGUGGAUCCAUUUGCGACUAACUACAAUGUUCCUUCGAGAGUAAGACAGUUCUUGGAAUACGUGGGAAUGGUUGCCAAGAGCUAUGCUACUAACCAUAUCUUCGUGCCCAUGGGAUGUGAUUUCACUUAUGAGAACGCUAAUGAGAAUUUCAUUAAUUUGGACCGGCUUAUCGAGCAUGUAAAUGCACAUCAGAGCCACGAAGCAAUGCGACCCACCCCCUGGACGUCAUCGACACCACCGAUGCACCUGCUCUAUUCCAGUCCAGCCUGCUACACCAAGUCAGUUAAUGAAGCAUUCAGGAAAAGGGGCAUGAUGCCUCAAAGAGAAGGCGACUUUUUUCCCUACGCAAGCGCUUCUAACACCUUCUGGACUGGAUUCUACACCAGUAGACCCACCCAAAAGUUUAUGGUCCGACAAGCAUCUUCGCUGCUCGCAGCCUGCGAACAGCACCUCGAGGUACCCAAAAGUGGGGCGCAAUUGAUUGGUGAAAGGACAAAGUCAUCAAUUAUACCCGCGGAGGUGGUGCGCACGUUGUCGUGA
Molecule: messenger RNA, 1353 nt
Organism: Echinococcus granulosus
Lineage: Eukaryota; Metazoa; Platyhelminthes; Cestoda; Cyclophyllidea; Taeniidae
Product: Lysosomal alpha-mannosidase
Exons: 2
Coding region: 1-1353 (450 amino acids)
Biological process (GO): mannose metabolic process
Cellular component (GO): lysosome
Molecular function (GO): alpha-mannosidase activity
Source: RefSeq, a predicted model, not a curated record